CGGUCCCAAUAUCUGUUCCCGCCGUACAGUUUCUAACACACACCAAGCUCCAUCACCGCCGUACAGCAAAGCUAGGGCACUCAUUCCAAACACUAUUCCCUCACAAUCUCAACCAACAAUGACCUCUAAUUCUUCUCUAAUCGGCGACAUACUCACCGACGAUCUAGUCACCGAGAUUCUCCACCGCCUCCCGGUCAAAUCACUCCUCCGCUUCAAACUCGUCUCCAAGCCCUGGCUCUCCCUCAUUUCAUCCCCUCGCUUCAUCAAAUCGCACCUCCAUCACGCCCUCACUUCACCAGCCGCUCACCAAACCCUAAUCGUCUACAAAAAACACCAUCUCUCAAUCUCUCUGUUUCAGCUCCGCUCUCCUCAGAUCGGUCCUUCUCUCGGCGUUCCUUACUCGAGAGGCGAGUUCUCGUUCACGCCGUUUACGAUGCUCGUCGCUUCUCAGAACGGCGUCGUGUGCGUCGCGGUGGCUGAUUUCCCGCGCCACGAAAUGGCGCUGUCAAAUUUGUAUAAAUUGAAUAAUUGUUGUUUGUAUUUGUGGAAUCCUGCUACUAGACAGUCGAGAGUGCUACCGCCGCAUGAUAUUCGGGAGGAUGUUAUGUCGGUGUGUUUUGGUUUCGGUUUUGAUUCGGUUGGGAAUGAGUUUAAGGUUGUUAGAGUUGUGAGUUCAUUUCGGAAGCCUUUUUCAGCUGAGGUGUAUUCAGAGAGGAAGGAUGCGUGGAGGAGAGUGAAGCCGAAGCCGUGUGACGUUCCGUAUUAUGAGGUGUUUGAUGUUUGUGUGAAUGGAUUGUUGUGUUGUACUGGAAUGUAUGGGUUGAUGGCGUUUGAUUUGAAUAAGGAGGUGUUUAGAAGUGGAAUUAGGAUCCCUGUCAGGCGUCGGGAUAUUAAGCGUUUCAAUGCUCGUGUAAUUGUCGUCAAUGAGUCCGUUGCUGUGGGGUUUUUUUCUAGGGACAUGGAGUUGAGUGGUAAAGUUAAAGUGUGGACGUUGGAUGAUGAUGCUUGUCUUCGAGGUGAUCAAGUGGAGGCAUCCUGGACACUGGUGCUGAGUAUUCGUGUAGACAUUCCAGGGCGCUUUGUUCGUGGAUACUGUAGUAGCAAGGAUCUCCUACUAGUGAUCGGUGAAGACAUCUGGUUAUCGUAUAACACUGAGGAGAAAGAGGUCAAACCUUUUCCGGAUUCAAUCUAUUUGAGUCAGGUUAUCAAGUAUAAUGAGAGCCUGAUUUCAAUCAGAGGAUCAAAACUGGUCCAGUAGAAUGCUAUAUAAAUAAUAGAUGAUUAUUAUUAAAGAACAGCUACGCUUGAUUACUGGUAUUACUAAUAUAGUAUCACAAUCUUUUAGAACUA
Messenger RNA from Daucus carota subsp. sativus, 1350 nucleotides. RefSeq names its product putative F-box protein At1g32420. The record is from RefSeq and is a predicted model, not a curated record. The transcript has a single exon. Bases 119 to 1258 code for a protein of 379 amino acids. Lineage: Eukaryota; Viridiplantae; Streptophyta; Magnoliopsida; Apiales; Apiaceae. Gene Ontology annotation, molecular function: protein binding.